This is a messenger RNA of Thermothielavioides terrestris NRRL 8126, 2542 nucleotides long. RefSeq lists its product as uncharacterized. Gene Ontology annotation, molecular function: ATP binding; protein kinase activity. The record is from RefSeq and is a predicted model, not a curated record. Bases 169 to 2373 code for a protein of 734 amino acids. Gene Ontology annotation, biological process: protein phosphorylation. The transcript is spliced from 3 exons. Lineage: Eukaryota; Fungi; Ascomycota; Sordariomycetes; Sordariales; Chaetomiaceae.
CUGGACUUGAGCCUGUCAACAACUUGGAGCUGCAGGAACCAUCCCUUGAACGAACCACGCCAGGGCCGCUUCGAGACGGCGGCCAUCCAACAAAACAGAGCACAGAACCCAAUACUUUCAACAUGAACGGGACAUGAUUAGUGUGUCUUGAAGGCAACUUGGUCCACCAUGUCGCUCGUUCCAUAUCGCCGUCGAGAGCAGCUCGACAUUGUGCUCCGACAUGCCAACGCCAUUGUCUUCCGCGACCCGUCCUCACAGCAGCUCGAGAUCCAGGAUCUACAGCACCUCAACGAGUGUCCCACCUGCCACCAGCCGUUGCCCUCGUCUUCGAGCGACAGACACUACGACAACACCGACCAUGACGAAAGCUACCACCACCCCGACUACUUCCGCAUGCUGGCUGCUAGUCAUGCCGCCCACAAUGAGUCCCACACCCGCCCGCCGCCCAGCCCCAUUCGCCGACUCGUUCAGCCGGUGAGAGCCGGAGAUGAGGACGACAGAGCCGACGCCGAAUUUGCGAGCGGUUCGGCUGCACCUUCGAGAGGAGCGCGCAUAAAACCGGAGGCCUUCAGCCCGAACUACCUCCGAGACUACUUCAUCGUCGAGCGAGAGCUUGGGAGAGGGGGCAAGGGCGUGGUGCUAUUGCUGAGGCAUCGGCUCGGUGACUGCAAGCUGGGCCAGUUUGCCUGCAAGCGCGUCCCCGUCGGCGAUGACCCUGCAUGGUUAGAGAAGGUGCUCGUCGAGGUUCAGCUGCUGGCGAAGCUGUCGCAUCACAACUUGGUCUCGUAUCGCUACGCCUGGCUGGAAGAGGCUCAGCUCACCCGCUUCGGCCCCAGCGUUGCCUGCCUUUUCAUCCUCCAGCAGUACUGCAACGGCGGCGACCUCCUUCACUACGUCAUUGGCGAGAUGCCGACGGAAGCAACGAAGGAGCAGCUCAAGGCUCAGAUGCGGCGCAGAUCCAAGGGGCAGACCGAGCGGCCCAAGAUCCAGAAGCGACUGGCCCCUGACGAGAUCUACUCUCUCUUCAAGGAUAUCACGUCUGGCCUGGUAUACUUGCAUGGGGAGAACUACAUCCAUCGGGACCUGAAGCCAAGCAACUGUCUCCUGCACCACGACCGCAACAAGCUGAGGUGUCUCAUAAGCGAUUUCGGUGAAGUGCAGCAAGAGGAUGCCGUUCGUAAGUCGACAGGAUCGACUGGAACCAUCUCAUACUGCGCGCCAGAGGUCUUGAAGCAGGACGCAAGCGGCAGGUACGGCAAUUUCACCACGAAGUCGGAUAUCUUUUCGCUCGGCUUGAUUCUGUACUUUAUGUGCUUUGGCCGUCUUCCGUAUGUCAACGCCAACAUCGUCCGCGAGGAGUUAGAGGACGUCGAUGAGCUGCGCGCCGAGAUUUCCGACUGGAAAGGCUUUCAGGACGAGAGGAGAGAGCGGCCGGACCUGCCAUCCGAGCUCUACGGGCUUCUCAAGCGACUCCUUGCCGUCAAUCCUUCCGAGCGACCUACCGCGAAGGAAGUGCUGGCGGCCAUGGGAGCGGAUUCCAGCUUGGACGGGAUGAUGAGAGCUGCUGCUAAAGCCGGCAGCCCUUUUCUCGGUCUGUCUGGCCAGAGAAUCCAGAAUCUGGACUCGCCUAUGCCUCCCAGCACGCCAGUUGCAGAGCCUACAAAGCAUGCCCGCGCAAACAGUUCUCCAGAAGACGACCUCGCCAGGCCCUUCAACCACACCGCCGCCGAGACGAGCGCGAACCCUUCCAGCAGCACCAUCCUUACCAAACGCAUCAGCCCGCCGCUCGCCAGCUCCCACGCGAUGACCCUCUCCCGCAGCCACCGGGGCAGCGGCAGCGGCAGCCACAGCCACAGCCCAGGCCGUGCGACCUCGCGCUCGCCCCAGCGCAGCCCUCACACCCAUCAAGCCUCUUCCGCCACCGCCGACGGCCCCGCGAUCGUCACCACGCCGUUGCUCAUGGCCCCACCCAUGUCGCCGCUGCAGCGAGCUAGGCGGGCCGCAGCGCUGGCGUGGUAUCGCGCACCGGAGUGGGUGGCCGCACAUGCGGGGCUGCUGAGGACGGCGCUGUUCACGCUGAAGGUGCUGUCGCUAUCGUGGGUGUGCUGGCCGUAUAGUGCGAAGUGGGAGAUCAUGGCGGGCCUGGUCGGCUUGGCGGUGGGGGAUUUGCAGUUUGAUGGUGGGGGGUGGCAUGGACAUCCAUAUGAGAGAGAGAUGAGAGGAGCUGUUGCCGUCCAGGAGCGCCGCUGGUCGGCUGGGGAUUGGCGGAGGAGUGCGGUGUUGGCGGUGUUGCAUUGCGUGGUCCUGGGGGUCACGGCCCGUUUUGGCGUGCUGUGUGCUGGCCAGGGGUGGAGGGCGUGGGAUGAAUGGUGAUGCGCGCUGGAAUGACGGCCAGCCGAUGACGCUCGGGGACGGCGGUAGGCAAGCGAGACACGGCCGACGGCUAGAGGUGAGUUCAUCCGACCGUGAGCGGCAAGCAUCGUUACUGGAGCAUCCAUUACGCCACGCUCCAUCACAUCACAUCGACUCAUGGAGGGCGGCU